CGAAAUUUCAGCGGUUUCAGUUACCAAGAGAUCGCAGCGCCAUCUGCUUAUAUAAAACAACUAAGCCUUGUUCUUCCGAGCCCCACUUCUGGUCCAAUUAUACUAGAAGGCACGUAGCUAUCACAUCAUCACAAUGGCUGACCUCAGUGCCAGAGACGUUGAAAGAGCAAACUUCGUAUUUUCCAUUUACGAUUUUGAGGGAAAUGGCACAGUUGAUGCUGUCAACUUGGGCGACAUGCUCCGUGCCUUGAACCUUAACCCAACCUUGUCUACCAUUGAGAAAGUAGGAGGCACCAAGAAGAAGAAUGAGAAGAAACUGAAAGUGGACGAAUUCUUGCCAAUUUUCAGUCAAAUCAAGAAAGAUAAGGAACAAGGUGGAUUCGAAGAUUUCUUGGAAUGUUUGAAAUUGUACGACAAGGAAGAAAAUGGCAAGAUGAUGGCCGCUGAGCUUUCUCAUACACUUCUGUCUCUAGGUGAAAGAUUAUCAGACACCGAAACAGAUGAACUUUUAAGAGACUGCCUUGAUACUGAAGAUGAUGAUGGAUUCGUCCCAUACGAACCAUUCCUCAAAAAGAUGAUGGCGUAAAUUAUAUGAUGUUAAUUUUAGAAUUUAUUUUAACAACUUGAUAUGCACAACAACUACUGUAUACGAAGCAGAAGAUCUGGUUAACUUCAUCAACAACAAUGAGAGUACAUUCACAAUGAUUUCAUCUACAGAUGUAGAUAGAUUUUCGUUAUAAUGAAUAUAAGCGGUAUAUUCAUAAAGACCUGUUAUAUUCCAAAACAUUAUAUUAUAUUGUCGAAAAUAAACUUAUAUUAUUAAUAAGUCCAAA
Coccinella septempunctata (seven-spotted ladybird) is the source of this 833-nucleotide messenger RNA. Its product is annotated as myosin light chain 1-like. The transcript has 7 exons. Gene Ontology annotation, molecular function: calcium ion binding. The coding region runs from base 134 to 586 and encodes 150 amino acids. NCBI's taxonomy places the organism in Eukaryota, Metazoa, Arthropoda, Insecta, Coleoptera, Coccinellidae. Gene Ontology annotation, cellular component: muscle myosin complex. The record is from RefSeq and is a predicted model, not a curated record.